Molecule: messenger RNA, 1096 nt
Organism: Morus notabilis
Lineage: Eukaryota; Viridiplantae; Streptophyta; Magnoliopsida; Rosales; Moraceae
Product: transcription termination factor MTEF1, chloroplastic
Exons: 1
Coding region: 18-983 (321 amino acids)
Biological process (GO): regulation of DNA-templated transcription
Molecular function (GO): double-stranded DNA binding
Source: RefSeq, a predicted model, not a curated record
CCAACCAACAAACUACCAUGACAACACCAACAACAACAACUCUGCAAAUCCAAAUGCAAAUGCAAUCCUCUUUAUGCCUGUCAUCCUCCCCAAAACCAUCAUCAUCAUCAUCAUCAUCAUCAUCAUUUUCUCUCUCAAAUUCCCAGCUCCCAAACAUCCCCAUAUCAAAGCCCCCCACAAACACAAAGAGCCUCCUCCAAAAGCACCCACUCUACGCCCCAACUCACUCCAACCUCUCCCUCCAAACCAAAGAGAAAAUCCUCUGCCUCGAAAUCCUCGGCGUCGACUCCGGCAAAGCCCUCUCCCAAAACCCCGCUCUCCGCUCUGCCUCCCUCCACUCCAUCAACUCCGUCAUCUCCUUCCUGCGCUCCAAAGGGAUCCACCACAAAGACCUCCCCAAGAUCCUCGGAAUGUGCCCCAAAAUCCUCACCUCCGACAUCAUCUCCGACCUCAUCCCUGCCUUCAAUUUCCUAUCCGACAACCUCAAAAUCCCCGACCGCAAUCUCCGCAAGGCCGUCGUAAAAAACCCGAGGCUACUUGCCUCCAGCGCCCAGGACCAGCUCAAGCCUGCGCUCUUCUACCUCCAGCGGCUCGGAUUCUCCGACCUCGAGGCGUUGGCGUACCGCGAUUCCGUCCUCCUCGUGUCGAGCGUGGAGAAGACGCUGAUUCCGAAGCUGAGGUUCCUGGAGAGCUUAGGGAUGUCGAAUGAGGAGGCGGUCGGGAUGGUGCUGAGAUGCCCGGCGCUGUUCACGUUCAGCGUGGAGAACAAUUUCAGGCCCAAGUUUGAGUAUUUCGCGGGAGAGAUGAAGAGGAGACUGGAGGAGCUGAAGGAGUUCCCGCAGUACUUUGCGUUCAGCUUGGAGAAGAGGAUAAAGCCGAGGCAUUUGGAGGUGGUGGAGAGAGGGGUGGAGAUGGGUCUGCCAUUGAUGCUCAAGACCACUGAUGAGGAGUUUAGGGAGCUUAUUAGUCAAGAAAGUGGAUGAAAUCAAUAUCAGUCUAGAUUUUUUUUUUCUUUUUUUUUUGUAAUGGGGUAAAGACUCAAAUAUCUUGUGUAAUUAAGUAAAUUAUUAUUGUAAAUGGGCUUUUUACAAUGGGG